AUGGAUACAGUACUCAGAGGCUCGAUCCAGGCUCAGCUCGUUUCAACAAGUUGUUGCAAAGCGCAUUGGAUCAUAACCUUCAGCCAAUUUGGCGAGUGCAUCAAUGCAGAGCUUUCUGGAAACACUGUCUGGUAUACACGGGAAACUUUUGGAGAAGUCUUGGAUUCGAUUGAGUUUCGCAUCAAUGACGGAGUUCCACCAAUUGACGAGAUGAAAGGUCACAUGUGGCUUCCAGAACAACUUAUGAAGCACCAGGAAUUCUGUCGCUCUGCAGAGUGGGUGUGGGGAGUACUUUGGCUGUAUACCCACAUUGGCUACAUUGAGGAAGUUUCUACAGCUGGGAUCUCUCUUGACCAGCUAUUGGAGCUGCUGGUUGACAAACAAUUAGAAGCCCUAAUCUAUGUUGGAAUGGGACGCUUACAAGUCGAAAACGACGAUAUGCGGGGUUGUUCGCGUACUGAAAGCGACGACGGACAGGAGGCAAGAUCCCUCGAGACCAUUGGUGACGUGCACUGUCACCCUGAGCAUUACGAAGGAAAACGGGAGCGGCUGGAAGGGGCUACUGGUCUGGGCAAAGUCUGUCUGGAAGGGAAAAUUCGAGGAAGUAUUUGA
Molecule: messenger RNA, 612 nt
Organism: Monascus purpureus
Lineage: Eukaryota; Fungi; Ascomycota; Eurotiomycetes; Eurotiales; Aspergillaceae
Source: the annotation of a GenBank genome assembly